UGAGUUUCCGAGGUUGGCCUAGAAAGGAGAACGGAUAUUAAAAAUAGUUAAGCGUGCGUUUACAUCCAGAAAAGAGAUACAGAGUGUCAGUGUACAAAAAGCCAAAAAAGAAAAGAAAGAAGAAAGUGAAUUAACAGUAACUUUUUGCAACAAAAUAAAAAGCUGUUCUUAAUUAAUCAAUAAAAUAAUCAAAUCAAAUCAAAAGAAUUUGUUUAAACAAAAAUUAAAAAAAAAUCAUAAAUGUUUAUUAAAUAUCUCAAAUUUGUUUAAGAAAAGAAAAAGAAUUAAAUUAAAUAAAAAAAACGUCGCUUAAAUUUUAUCCGGCGUGGUUAACUGAUUACAAAAGAAAAAUGUUAUGAAACAAGAGAGAAGAAAAACGAGAACGUUGAUGUUACAAUAAUUAUCUCCAAUUAAAAUCAAACACAAAAGGAUACAUUAAUCCCUGAGUUUCGUGUUCGGUACGUUUUCCUGCCAUCUAUACACUCCUCGGCUAAACGGGACAAUUGGAUUGAUUUUCUUAAAGAAUAAAAUACCCAGAAGAAGAAGAAGAAGCUGAAGUAGCAGUAGAAAAGCAGAAGGAAGCAGGAAGUGGUUGUUUUUUUUUUGUGUAGGAGUGUGUUUCUUGGAACAGUAAAAAAGGACUAGAAGCUGCUGCUCCUGCCAGAGGAUUCGAUUAUGGCAAAGGAUUCAGCACAAUCGAGAAUACCCCGGUUAGAUGGUGUCACAAAAAUUCCCCUGCCCGGUUCGAUUCGAACGCAGGCAAUUCAAAUCCGACGUCCAACAUCUUUCACAGGGCUUCGUCCCCCAACGCUGGCUAUGACAUCCUUGAAGAAAUCCCUUUCUGGUGAUAGGAUAAGUGAGGCGGCAAGUAUAAUGGGCAAGCGAACAGCAACAGCGGUCCGGAAGUUCCUCACCAAGCCCGAGAAGUCAGCUCCACACAUUGAGACAAUGACGAGAAAAUUCACUCCGCCAACUCCGAUUCCUGGCACCAAGAUGAUGAUGAGUCGCAUAAAAACCCCAUCGGCCUCGGAAUCAAUACCUAUUGCGCCCAAGCAGCUGACACGGUCAGACACAUUUGUUCGAGAAGAAGGGGAGAGUGAUGUCAUAAAAAUGGCUCAAAGUUCUAUGGUUCCGCAGCCAACAGCGACGCCAUUGAUGGAUCUCUAUAUGACGCAUUCCCUCGAUGGCAGUAGAGCUAGGGCAGCACUCGAGGAGAGCAUCACUGUUGACAGUGGUCAGUAUUUGUGCAGAACUCAGACUCUAGAUAAAUCGAACACCACUGGUACUCCCAGGCCCACAGAUAGCACGAUUAGCCAGUAUCGAACACGGAACCUCAACAGCACUCAAACCUUAGAAAAAGCACUUGGUAUGACGUUCCGCCAUACAACACCGAGCACAUGUCCAAUGCAACUAGAUGAGACGCAUUUUAAGCCUCAGAACUUGGAUGCUAAUCUCACGAGAAACCUUACUCACACGAUCUUCUCGCCAAGUGAAGAAGAAGAAGCCUCCGCGCGGAAAGAUGGAACUAUGACCAUCGAGAAAUGCAAGAACCUAAUUGACCUGCAAAGCUGUGAGAACCUGCUGGAUAUAGACAUCCCGUCGUUGGAUCCAGACGCGACCCUGCGACCUAAGGGCUCCAAUGAUUCGUCCUAUAAGAAUCUUGUCAAUCUUACAAUGGAGGACACACUGCCGUUGGCCCCGGAUAAAACCAACAUGAAGCUGGUGCUCAAUUCGACCAUGAACACAGAGCGUUUGCUUGACCUCACAACGAAUACGGUUUCGCCGCCAGCGAAACACCUUUUUAUGAACAUAACUCGGGAUUUGAUGGGUUCCCCCUGUGAGGAGAAUGUCAAGAACAAUACAAAUCUCUUGUAUAUGUCACGACGCGAGGACAAUGGCCAAUCGCCGAGCAGUGAAGCUAUGGAGGUGGACCGGGGCAGUCAGGAAUUACUAUUAGAUAACCCACCUUCUCAAGCUAUGCAGGAAUUGAAACAUCACAAGCCGAGAUUUUCGUUCGGCUUGGAUCUCACAGAAUCCACCCUCGAUUGCUCGAUCGAACUGUGUGAUGUAUCAUUAUCGUCAACCAUUCAGUCAGCCAUGGGCACAGCAGCAGGAACACCACCGUUAAAGAAGCAGAAUUCCUUCGAGAUGGAUGAGAGUUUGGGAAUUUUGACUCCAGAUCAGAUGAAAGAGUUCCUCGAUUCGACCACCACAACAACGAACUUGGAUCUGCCAUUGGGAAUGAAUCCGAAAAUGGCAUUCCACCAGAUGCGUAUCGAUCAGACACCGUCGCCAGAGGACCUUCCACUCGAUCCGGUUGAGGUGAAGACCGAUGUGGAGCAUGUCGUGAUCGAAAUGACAAAGACCCACCAGCAGCAGCAGCAACAGAGCAACACAAAUACCUACAAUGAGAUCUCUCAAACCGAUACCGAAUCCAAGACCGACCAGAUGACCAAGUCGAACGUCUCGAAAAUCUCCACCAGCUUUAUAACCAGUGUGACAAGUGUCACUAGCCUGGACACGGGCUAUCAAGGCGAUGGGGAGAUGUCAAGGCCAGCGUCGCGAGGUGCCGGCGACCAUUCACCCUCCAACGGGCCCCACAGAAAGCCGGCCCAAGUCAGCCGACAGCCCUCGUUCAACCACAAUCAUCCGAAUAUACCGAUUCGCCGACAAGAUCCAAUGACUGACUCAGACUUUUUUACCGAAAGCGAUGCCGAUGAUGUGUUCCACCGCGGUGAUCGUCGAGCUCAAGUGAUAGAUGGCCAAUUGUAUGGGCCAAUGUUGCAGCCCUCUGCGAGCGUCUUCAUAUCAGAACAGCCCGAACAGAUGGAUGACUCGUGCAUGGAGUCCAGCGGCAUCUUCACCGACGUCGAAAAUAGAUGUGACGAAGACAUUUCCCAGAUGCGUGGUGACAUCGACAUGUCGCCAGACGAUGGCUCCACGGAUACCGUCAAGAGUAAUAAAAACCAAAGCAGCGAUUCUCAACAGAUAUCUCAACAGCAGCAACUACAACAACAACAACAACAACCACAACCAGUAAUCGAAAGUGAAUUCCGUUCCGCAUCGCCACUGAGUCAAGGUCAGUGGAACAACAUGCUCACCGACAGCCAGACAUCGUCCACCAUCCAAAGUAGCUUCAGCAGCAGUGAUCGCAUUAGCAUGACCACAGAUUAUAACCCAACCACGAACAACAACUCCAACUCAAAGAGGAACUCGUGUGCGGUUAGCGAAACCAACAAAAGCUCUGUGGCCUCGUCCAAUGAAGCUCUCUGCAGCGACACUACUACAAAAGCUUCACCUCGCAACAAAGGCGCCAACGAUCAUACGAUCCACAACAACACAAUCAACUCGACAGUGAAGAAGGUGAGUCCGCCGCGAAAGCACGCAUCACUCUCGUCAUUGUGUAGCGCGAGUGCGAAAAAUGACGCCAAGAAUUAUCGAUCUACGGCGAAUUCAUCGGUACUCCUAGGCGAAAGGCCAUCUCAACACUUAGCAUCAGCAAAAUCAAGUGCAUCGGUUUUUAAUAAAAGCGUCGCCGUCGUGAGUAGAAAUAAUGGUUGUGAAAUGCCGGUAAGGGCCAACACUACCGUCAACAGCACAACGAAACAACGAUCACCGCCGUCUUCGUCGUCGCAGCCUCUUGGCGCCAAUAAUCAUCAUCAACAACAACAACAACAUCAAGAAAACAAUACGCCGAGUAAGAAUAACGGAUUGACGGUUGCGUCGCGUACCGGUAGUACGGUUGCUCUAGCAGGAUCCGGUUCCUGUUCCGGUUCGCCGACAUUACGGAAAAUUUCGCCCAAUAAGUGGGACGCGGUUAUGAGUAAAAUAGCGGUAAACAAAAUGCAAGUGAAGAAAAACUAUAGUGAAGUGAAAUCAAAAGUUUCCACCGGUGUUUUGAGGCGUUCGCCUCCAAGUGGCAUUAAUAGUGCAGGUGGUGGUGGUGUUGGUGUUGGUGGAAAUGGAAAUAGUGCAAGUGCAAGUAAAGUGUCAACACCGUUACAGGAUAACUCGCCAGCGGUUGGAAACAGUAAUUGUUCAAGUGGAUUAGCAUCACCGCACACCAAGAGGAUUACACAAGGCGCUGCAAAACGGGGACGAUCCUAUAGUAAAGACAGCCAACAGAGUUCACAAAGCGACUUGAGUCUUUCUAGUGGAUCACCUAAAUUGCUUGCCAAAACUCCAUCCAGAGCGGCUAAGAAACGUGAUGUACGAAAUUUGAGCAUAUCACCAACUGAUUUAGGGCCACCGCCGAAAGCUCAACAAACUACGAAUGGCUCAACACGAACGAAAACAACACCAGCAACUUUAUCACAAAAACGACCAUCACCAAAUAAUAAUAACAAUAAUAAUGCUCAGCAACAACAGCAAAAUCUAUCAUCACCAAUUGUUGCAACUACACCAACAACAGCAACCACCGCCGCAGCAUCACCAGCAGCAGCAGCACCAGCAUCUACAACUACACAAUCCUCAAAUACAGCUACAGCACUUAGCAGCACCAUCAACUCUCUUAAAGGUUCACCGCCUGCUAAAAAGGUCAUUUCAAGACGUUCCACAGAGCAAAAAGUGCACUCCAAGACACCACUAAAAGAUCAUAACCGGCUCGUUAGCCAACAACAGCAGCAGCAGCAGCAACAACAACAAAAUAUCAACAACACUUCAAAGACUACAAAUGGAGGAGUUGUUGGCAAGAUUACUUUGGGUGGAGGUGGUGGUGGUAUUGUAUCCACAAGUACGCCAUUGCUAACAGCCACCGAGAAGGCAUUGCUAAGGAGUAGCAACAACACUCAUACGCCACCCUCGCCCAUUUUGAAUAAUCUCAUUAAUAACAAGCAACCAAAUGGAAAGUGUAUUAUUGGUCGGAUUGGAACUCCGCCAACAUCAGGAGGACACAUUGUUACAGGACCAACAACUGCUAUCAAGAAAUCACAAAAAGAAAAACCUAAGAUUUUGGUACAGGAAGAUUUACAAGAGGAAGAAUUUGAGGAUUUGGCCGAGGUAGAAGACCAAGUUGUGCAUCAAUUGAAGAAGAAUAUCAACAACAACAACAAUAAUAAUAAACUACUUCAACAACGACACUCGUCGUAUAAUGGAGCUACAGAAUUAUUGGACUAUCAUCAUUUGCCGGAAUUCCAAUUCCAGGGCAAGGGAAUAGCAGCACUAGGAGUUCUUCUACAAUAUUUGGUCUAUGAUUUGGAUGCCUUCUCCUGUCCAACAAUCAAGGUUGAAUGUGAAAAUGUCAAACAGAAGCUAAAUAGAACUGUUCAUUUAUUAGAUGAAGCCAAAACUUCCUGUCACGAAUUAAGGGAUCAAAUUUUUGACAAGGAAGCUUACUACACAAAACGGGAACAAGAACUACAGGAUUUGCAUCGAUGCGAAUUAGAAAAAGUUGAAAUAAAUCUUAAGGAAUCUCAGAACAAAGCCAAAGAACAUAUCGCAUCGUUGGAGUCACAAUUGGCUGCCAAAGAAGUCUCCAACAAGCAGGCUCUAGAAGAACUACAAUCAGCUGCCGAUGUUAAAUACGAAAAGCUCUAUGCUCAACUUAUUGCUGCCCAACAAAAAGACGAAGCCUUGAGGCAGCGUCUAGUUGAAGCCAAUCAAGUUGAAGAUCAGCUAAAAGAACAAAUUCACAAUUUGGAGAGUAAUUUCGCUGAACGUGUUCAAUUGGCAACACAGAGGGAGCGUGAGUUGGUCGAAAAGAUCAACGGACUCACCAAGCAAUUGGAGAAUCUCAAGUCAAGCACAGAGAAUCGAGCUCAAGAGCUCGAGAACAAAUUGAAUUUGUCCCAGGAUGAAAUCUCGGUCUUGCGAUUGUCGAGGAGCUACACCGAUCACAGUUCGACACAGGCAUCUCCGAGGAAUAGUGGUGGGGCAGCUUUGGAAAUUCAGAGGCUACAGAGUGAGGCAGAAAGCUUGCGCUGUGUGUUGGAAAUCAAACAGAAGGAAAUCUCAAAGCUCACGAAGCAGAAUCAGGAGUUGAUGAGAGACGCCGAUGAGGCUCAAGUACUUAUGGGUAAGGUGUCCACUCUGGAAUCCAGGUGUGAGAUGCUGCAAUCUGAGGCAGAACUCAAGGCCGAAAAAGAAAAAGAACUUCGUGAGAAGCUUGACGAAAUCACCAAAGCCUUUAACCACGAAGCGGUAGUCCGAAAGAGGCUAUCCUUUGACAAAGAAGCCUUACAAUGGCAGCUGAAGCAGCGUUCUGAGCAACUUCAAAUUGUCGAAUCAAAAUUCCAUGAGCACCUGAGCUCAUCAAAAAUAAGCAUCUACAGCCAAGAUGCCACAAUAAAUCAAGAUCAAAGUCACAACUCUAGUCUGUUGAGCUUGAACCGCACCAAUGGUUCGGAGCGUAUUCAGUUCCAAAUGGACGACAUUUCGCCACCAUCUUCGCCAAUUAUCAAGGGAGUCAUCGAGAAGAACGAUUCGGUGUCAUGGGUGCUGGAGAUGGACGACGAAACACCAGAAGUCGCUGCUUCAAAAAUGGUCAAACGAGCCGGAUCAUUCCGGUCGGCUGAGAAGUCACCAUCGGCAUCGGCCUAUCCUGCGCGACGACAGCUCUCUGUGAGUGCUUCAUGCGGAGGAGCAAUGAUGGGCGGCCCGAAUCCAUUGUCCCAAUCGAUGUCGGCCACAUCCGUGAUACGACAACAUUCCAAUGAUGCGGCCGAGUUUUUAGGCCGAGUACACUCACGAAUUCGUUCCAAGUCCGUGAGUGUUAAAAGCGAGCCAAAGAAGGUGAUUCGUCAGAACUCCAGUGGAAGUUGUCGCUCCUCACGAACCAAUGGCGAUUCUUCGACCUGGAAAGAUCCACUAUGCGCCAGCUCGCCAUACACCCGGAACAACAUUCGCCAAAGGCCUUCGUCAUCGUCGUCAUCACAACAGCAGAGGACAACUCAUCUGAUCACCUGUGACACGUCCACCCUGAACACGGGAGAGAAGCUGGAGAUGCGCUCCCUUCCAUCUCACCCCUCGGUGCAUGACCUCAAGAAGUUGAAGAAAUGUCAAGAAAUUCAGGAAUCCGCCGGAGAAGCUAUGGUUUCUGGUACAAAUUCCGAAGACGAAGGGUGCUCGGCAUCGUCUGACGAAGCUGUGUCAACUUCCUCGUCGAAUGGAACUUCGUCUUCAUCGUUACAUCACAAACAACACAUGUCCAUUGAAGAGGUGCUAUUGCUGGACAAGAUUCACAGCCUUAAUGGCACACCCAUGGAGGUCAGCUGGUCCGACGAUGUGUUUGCCUCCGAAUCAACAGUAUGACAUAACGAUGACGAUAGCUUCUAAGAGAAGAAAAGAGAACAGUUUUUAAGAUACAAAAAACCAGAAAACAAAAAAACAAAACAGAACCAAAAUGUGAUUGUGAUUGAAAAACCGUCUGCUCCCUGAGGGAAGGACAUUUUUCCAACCAAAAAAAUAUUUAAAAACAAAAAAAACUGAAAAAUUGUUUCAAAAACAUUUGAAAAAAACAAGAAAGCAUUCUGCGCAAAAAAGUUUUAAAAAAUAUUGAGAAAAAGUUUGACUUUUGUAUGUAAAUAAGAGAUGAAGAGAAAUAUUAACAAAAACAAAGAGAACAAUUUAAUGCAAAACACAAGACAAGCAACUGAGAGGCGUCUUUUUGAAAAAAGCUCAAAAGCUCUGGCUUAAAAUAGUAGUUCUAUAUAAAUUAAAAACAAAUACUGAAAAAUAUCCUUUUAACUUAUACGAAUUUCACACAAAACAAUAUUAAAUAUAUAUUAAAAAAUAUCUAUACAAAUAUAAACUAAAACUGUUUCUAUAUGAAUUAUCAAACAAAAUAAAAGAGAGGGAAAGAGUUUAAAAGCUUUAAGCUUAUCCCUAUCAAAAAUGGGAAGAGAUUCUUCAGUCUCUAAACCAUAUUUCUAAUUCCAUUUCAUCUCGGAUUUUCCAUUUCCACCAGGAUUUAUAUGGAGAUUCCUCUCAUAACCUCCUCUGCCUGCGGUAACAGCAACUUGAUGUUUUGAAAGAGAAGAAAAAACGAUGAAGAGAAAUAGAAAGAGAACGCAUGCAUUUGAAUUGAAUGGUCUUAUGAGCAUAAGAGCACCGAAAUUAAGAGUGCUUAAGAGAAUGAAUCUCUAGAAAGUGAGAAUGGUUUUGAAAAUGAAUUUGAAUGCCUGUUUGCCGUUGUUGCUGCCAUCGAUCACAUUUUACCAAAAUUUCCACAUCAAAUUAAGAGAAAAUCAUCAUUGCAAAUAAAAAUAAUUAAAAACAAAAUAAAAACCGUUAAAGUUACACAUUUUCAAAUUUAGUUAGCUGAUAAUUUAUUCAAUCAUAGUCGUUGUACUCAAUUAUUUCGGUUUUCCAACACAAAUUAAAAAAAAUUUAAGAGAAAAUAAAUGAAAAGAAACUUUACUCUUAAAAACAAAUUAAUUAAAAACGAAAAUGUGUUUUAUUAUUUAAAAAUAAGUUUUAAUUUAAGACUCGUUAUAAUGUUUAUGUGAAUUUAUAUAUAUUUUAAUUAAAUAAAACAAAUUGUUGAAAGUAUCUAGUAAAAAAAUAUAAUAUUUUAAUGAAAUAACUGAACAGAAUAUAUAAAUAAUUAUUUAAAAAACAAAACACCCAAUGGCUAUUUAUUGUUUUAAUUUUAUUUAAGUUUUUAUUAUUUUUUAAUUUUCAGUUAUUCGAAAAUGACACUUUUAUUUCUUUACUAAGCUACGGUAUGGGAAUAUAAUAAAGUGUGUUAUUUUUUUGAUAAUAAAUAAAAAACCUUCAAAGAAUAAUAUUUUUAAGCAACAUACAACAUAAAUAAUAAUAUAUAUUAGAUGAAUGCAGUAAGUUUUAAUAAAUAAAGAUUAAAUAUAUAAAUCGUAAGAAAUAAUUUUAAAAAUGGAAAGAAAAAAGUAUUUGUGUGAAAAUAUUUAUGAUUUUUAAUUUUAAUCUUUGUGCAAAAAAAAAUUAUAUAAAAUAAUUAAAAGAUGAUAUUUAAUUGAGAAAUAAUAAAGAAAGAAAUAUUUGUUUUUAAAUUUUAAGUGAAAUAAUGUACAAGAUAAAAAUAUAUAUGCUACAACAACAACAAAAUAAAUGAUGGAACCCAAAUCCAAUUACAUAUAAAAUUAAUUUAAAAAAGAAAAACAGAAAACAAUAUAAACAAAGAAGAAAUUAAAAUGGCUUAAGCUGAAUUAAAAAUGGAAAUAAAUACAUUAAAGAAAAAAUAUAA
Molecule: messenger RNA, 9160 nt
Organism: Eupeodes corollae
Lineage: Eukaryota; Metazoa; Arthropoda; Insecta; Diptera; Syrphidae
Gene: toc
Product: mucin-2
Exons: 11
Coding region: 676-7248 (2190 amino acids)
Cellular component (GO): cytoplasm; nucleus
Molecular function (GO): microtubule binding
Source: RefSeq, a predicted model, not a curated record